Messenger RNA from Lacerta agilis (Sand lizard), 1579 nucleotides. RefSeq names its product ISY1 splicing factor homolog (gene ISY1). Gene Ontology annotation, biological process: generation of catalytic spliceosome for second transesterification step; mRNA 3'-splice site recognition. The record is from RefSeq and is a predicted model, not a curated record. Lineage: Eukaryota; Metazoa; Chordata; Lepidosauria; Squamata; Lacertidae. Gene Ontology annotation, cellular component: Prp19 complex; post-mRNA release spliceosomal complex; catalytic step 2 spliceosome. Bases 84 to 932 code for a protein of 282 amino acids. The transcript has 11 exons.
CUGCACCGCGUUACUGCUAAGGAGUCGUUUCCGCUUCGGAAUCCGCGAUCGGCGUAGCUUUACGUUUCUGCGGAUCUUCCGCCAUGGCUCGAAAUGCAGAAAAGGCCAUGACGGCCUUGGCGAGAUUUCGCCAAGCUCAGCUAGAAGAAGGAAAGGUUAAGGAGCGAAGGCCUUUUCUUGCUUCAGAAUGUAAUGAGCUGCCAAAAGCUGAGAAAUGGAGGCGACAGAUUAUUGGUGAAAUUUCCAAGAAAGUGGCACAAAUUCAAAAUGCUGGCUUAGGUGAAUUCAGAAUUCGUGACUUGAAUGAUGAAAUUAACAAACUCCUAAGAGAAAAGGGACACUGGGAAGUCCGGAUAAAGGAGCUGGGAGGACCCGAUUAUGCAAGAAUUGGUCCCAAAAUGCUUGAUCAUGAAGGAAAAGAAGUUCCAGGAAACAGGGGUUACAAAUAUUUUGGAGCUGCUAAAGAUUUGCCUGGGGUCAGAGAGCUUUUUGAAAAAGAACCCCUUCCUCCUCCUAGGAAGACACGAGCUGAACUCAUGAAGGCUAUCGAUGCAGAAUACUAUGGCUACAGAGAUGAGGAUGAUGGUGUCCUGGAGCCGUUGGAGCAGGAACAUGAAAAGAAAGUUAUUGCAGAAGCAGUGGACAAAUGGAAAGCAGAAAGAGAAGCACGGCUUGCAAGAGGUGAUAAAGAAGAGGAGGAGGAGGAAAUAAACAUCUAUGCAGUAGAUGAUGAUGAGUCUGAUGAAGAAAGCGGAAAGGAAAAAGAAGGAGAGGACAGUCAGCAGAAGUUUAUUGCUCAUGUCCCAGUGCCAUCACAACAAGAGAUUGAGGAAGCUCUUGUCCGAAGAAAGAAGAUGGAACUUCUUCAGAAGUAUGCCAGUGAAGCUCUUAUGGCUCAAAGUGAAGAGGCUAAGAGACUCCUAGGACUAUAGCGUGUGUUGAGACAGUUCUGUUUUAUAAUCCAUCCUAUAGCAUCCUGGGAGCAGCUGCUUAAAGCACAUUGGUUCUGGAAAAAUUAUGUACUCUUUACAAAUGCUGGAAACGAAGGGUGAUUUCUUUCCCUAAGCACAUUUCACUGCAAGCAUUUUACUCUGCCCCAUUCUGUACAAUUUUUUGUUUUCAGCUUCAGUAGUCCAAACUCAGAAUAACUAGCCAGCUUGCCUUCUGAGUUGUCCUUUUUUAGCUACUUUCCUUUUUGCUUAAUUUCUGCUUUAAAUGGCAUUUCCAGUUGCUCUUAAAUUAGAAAUUAGCAUUCCAGUAUGCUUCGCCAGUCUCAGUAAAAUACAACAGCAUUUAGAUGAAGCCAUAGUUAGCUGCUCACCCUUAUUGCCUGCAAAUUUGGAACAGAAUUGAAGGCAGUUGUUACAGAGUGAUUUAUUUUUUAAUGUUUGACUUCACAGCAGAAAUGAAACGCUCUGCACAACUAAUACAGCUUUAUGUAGCAUGCUCAAAGCUCGAUGUGAACACCCACUUGGUUGGAUUUCUGAAAUGCUGGAUAUUUCAGCAACUAAUAUUGUAAAUACUGUUUCACCUUUGUAAUAUCACUCGGAUCUUUUCAGUAAAACAAUUUUUAUGUAGA